ACCUUAACUGGUCACAAAAAUGUUACAUAAAUAUAAUCUCAUAUGUUUUGUAUAAUGAUUAGUUUAAAGCUCGUGCAUAACUUGUGUAAUAGAGCAUAUCGACAGAUUGCUAGACAUAUCGUCUGACUAAGAGCGGAAAAACGUAUCUGACGGCGGGUGGACACGUAAACUACACGCCACCCAGUAUUAUUACUCAAUAUAAUUUGCAUAUCUUCAUCAAGAUGAGAUCGCAUUGGGAAAGCGUGUGAUUUUUGCAUAAUGCGGCAAUGCCGGGAAACGGCAUGAUUUCAUAGAGUAACAGCGAGUAGGGCAGGGCAUCGAGCAGGAGCAGCAACUCUCAAGGCUUUUCGAAAGCCUACUGUGAGUAAAUUAAUAGACGCGGUAGGCCGCAGCAGUAAUAAUGAUCCAUUACCGCCGCACUUCUAUUCGCCAUAAAUCUCGCCCAUCUACCCAACCUGACCACAUGCUGAAUCUAUUGUUCACCCGCACACCUGUAAUAAUUAUUAUGGUAUCGAUCCAGUUCGACCCAAAUUUUCACGAUCAUCGUGAUAGGAAAAACUAGAGGCAAGUUUUGAAUCAAGAAUAAUUUAUGUGAUUGGAGGACUGACGUUUCUGGCAACAUUGAGUACUCUAGGAGUAUCUAAGAGCGCAAUACACACACGGAUCGAAUAUGCGGGCGCGGCGCGGCGCAGCGAGGGAGCGGAGCGCGUAUUCUCCCUGACAGUUUCAUGUCAACAAAUGUCGCGGCCACGGAGUCGCGCCCAGCCAAGCCGCCAGCCAGCUAGCCGCGCGUCGAGAUCCGCCGGCGAGUAUUUGCGAGUCGCACGCAGCUGGACAACGUCAUCGCCGACGAAUCGGCGUGCUUCGCAGUGACGGCAUGAGCUAAAUAUAGCCGGUAUAUAUCUAGGCCGGUCGCGACCGCGAAUUAUCCACAGUCGUGCGCCGGCGGCCGACGGAGAAAGAUCAGAGGAUUACGAAGUGGGAGUGGAACGAAGUGCGUGCACAGUGCGCGGACGGCGCCGGAUACAGGACGCUGCAAAGGUGGAAAGGAAGGGGGAUGGGGAGUAGAAGGCAAUUUUACACCGCGCGACUAGAUUCGGGGUGAGAAAUGCGAGGCACAUGUGUUUCUUUAAGGGGACUUCAUCUCUCGAGAUUUUUCUUCGGGAGAAGAUUAAUUAUCGCUUACCCAUAUACUAAGAGGAGGGAGAAUGUCGGGAUCGAGAUCGAGCAGUGCCAGGAUUCCGAGAAUCAGAUACCAGUUCCCAGAAUCGAGAUGAGAUACACUUUAGAUAAAUGGUGAGAGCCUAGUGUAAGAGCCAUGUACAAUCUGAACGUGAACGUGAAUCCCAGCCCGACCGGGGCUGCGGGUCUUCUUGGUGUCACGGCGGCGGCGGCCGAGGUCACGCCAAGAACACCGGAAAUCGUAAACUCACUGAUCGCCAUGACCAAUCCCUUCGAGGGCUACGGCAGCGGUAACGAAAAGAGCAUGAGGGAUCGCACGGAUUCGACCAGCAGCGGCGAACCGAGCCCGCCCAGCGUCCAGCACACCUGUAGUCAGCUCAUCAAGGAAGGGCUGAAGUUGACGCUACAGACGAAGAGGCGGGCGAACAGUACUACUGAGGAUAGUAAGAAGAAGACGAAGAAGGAGGACGGCAGCGGCGCCGACGACGAAGAAGAGGACGAAGGGAGUAAUAAUAGCGGCAGGAGUGGCUUGACGCCGGAGGACGAGGAACGGCGCCGGCGGCGGCGCGAGCGCAACAAGAUCGCUGCGACCAAGUGCCGGUUGAAGAAGCGCGAGAAAACGGUGAUUCUCGUGCAGGAAUCCGAAAUCCUCGAGACCCAAAACCACGACCUGAAGUCCCAGAUCCAGGAAUUGGAGACGCAGAGGCGUAGGUUGGUUGACAUGCUGAGCCUCCACAGUCCAACCUGUUUGAAGCAGGGCGCGGACGCGACGUCUUAUCAGCAGUUUGCCGAGCCUUUUCAACUACCCAGUUAUCAGGACAAUUUUGUGCAACAGCAAGCACCACCGGCGUUGAAUCAGCCGCAAAACUGCGUGACUGAUUACCCGGUGAAGGUUGAAGGAUACGAGACCGAUUUUUAUCGGCAAAGUAGCCCCUUCAUACCGGCGACGUCGGAUGCCGGUUGCACGGUUUAGCGAAACGGCGAAAAUCGUUUUUCUUCGUCGUCUUGAGGGAGGGAGGAUCGUCGGGAAGCUCGGAGUGCGGAGAUUAAAAUUCUCAAGGUUUGAUGAAGGUUUGGAGUUGGUACUAGAGAUGAUUUCAUCAACGUUAAUUGGUUUUCAUUUUGUCUAAAUAAUACUGAAUUUCUAUGUGAUAUCUAAGAGUAAAACGCUUCCAUAGAUAAAUGACAAAGUUUAAACAGAUGGAAAACUAUAAAAAAAGUUAAUCGACGUUGAUGAAGGCAACUCUUUUUCUGAACAGAAAUUUAAUUUUUACUAUUGUAUUCGCAUAAAUUAAAAAGUCGUUAUAUAAAUUAUCCAAAUUAAAAGCUAUAAAUUUAUGAAAAUUUAUGAAAAA
Linepithema humile (Argentine ant) is the source of this 2537-nucleotide messenger RNA. It is a transcript of the gene Atf3, whose product is annotated as Activating transcription factor 3. Gene Ontology annotation, biological process: regulation of transcription by RNA polymerase II. NCBI's taxonomy places the organism in Eukaryota, Metazoa, Arthropoda, Insecta, Hymenoptera, Formicidae. Gene Ontology annotation, molecular function: RNA polymerase II cis-regulatory region sequence-specific DNA binding; DNA-binding transcription factor activity, RNA polymerase II-specific. Gene Ontology annotation, cellular component: nucleus. The record is from RefSeq and is a predicted model, not a curated record.